Messenger RNA from Drosophila serrata, 1837 nucleotides. Its product is annotated as asparagine synthetase domain-containing protein CG17486. NCBI's taxonomy places the organism in Eukaryota, Metazoa, Arthropoda, Insecta, Diptera, Drosophilidae. Gene Ontology annotation, molecular function: asparagine synthase (glutamine-hydrolyzing) activity. The record is from RefSeq and is a predicted model, not a curated record.
UUGUCUUCCACCUCUAUAUAUAUUACUUAUAUUUCUAGAAUUGGGUAAUUUCACUUUUGUUUUAAUGUGUGGAAUUUUGUGUGCUGUUUCUCAUGAUCCUAAUUGGAAUCUUAGAAGUCUGAUCGAGGUUCUUAAGAGCACUAUAAAAAAUCGUGGCCCUGACAAACAGGACGAAGUUAUACUCAGUUUUCAAACUGGAAGUAUUUUACUAGCUGGCAGUGUCUUAUGGCAACAAGGAGCCAAUGUGCAAAAGCAGCCCAUAGAUAAAGGCGAUUUUUUAAUUUUAUGUAAUGGAGAUUUCUACAAUUUACAGAAACCUGAUAACAUUUCUGACACUCUGUUUAUAGCUAACAGAUUAGCUGAGUGCAUUAAUGCAGAACAGAUAAUAUCUGUUCUAAAGUCUUUGCAAGGACCACAUAGUUUGUUAAUAUAUGACAAAAGUAAUCAAAUACUUUACUUUUCCCGUGACACACUUGGAAGAAACUCAUUAAUUAUUGAACGCACCCAACAUGGUAUUAAUUUAUUGAGUGUAUCAGGCUUCUUUAAUAACAAUCAAUUAUCAAUAGAACUGCCUCCAUUGGGUAUUUAUCAAAUGAAAGUUAAUAAUUUAACGUCAUGUGUUGUUCAUUUAUGGCAGCCACUGAAUGAAUACUCGGAACAGCUUUUAUACAACCUUGAUGCUAAAGUUGGCUUGAAAACUACAGUAGAAAGUAUCAUUUCACCAAAUUGGCUCUUAAAAAAAAAAUCUAAGAUUGAUUACGACUUCUAUAAAACUCCUUAUAAUACUGAUCAUGUGGAGCUUUAUGAAAAUCUUAUUAGUCAACCAAAAAUUAAAGCAUCACUCAACGCUUUUGAUAAAUUACUUUCCAAGUCUGUAGCAAAUCGUGUUGAAUGCACGGCUCCAUUAUGCCGCAUUUGUUUAAGCGCACUUAAUACAAAAAAAACCGUGUGCAGGCAUGCCAAAAUAUGCAUUUUAUUUUCUGGUGGAAUCGAUUGUACCAUCUUGGCCUUUCUUGCCAACAAAUUUGUGCCCCAUGAUGAGCCGAUAGAACUUAUUAAUGUAGCUUUCGAAAGCCUUGGCGGUCAAAACGUAUCUGAGAAACGUUGGGAUGUACCUGACCGCAGAACUUCUUUAAUGUCUGCGAACGAGCUUAAGAGUGUCUGUCCUGAGCGGUUCUGGAAUUUCCUUGAAGUUAAUGUCACUCGUGACGAGUUAAAAACACAACUUUCAACACGUAUAAAGAACCUCAUUUAUCCACUUCAGACAAUAUUGGAUGAAAGUUUGGGAUGUGCCUACUGGUUUGCUUCAAAUUGCUCAAAUUCAACUGCUCGAGUAGCCUUGAUAGGUAGUGGCGCAGAUGAGUUAUUUGGUGGUUAUUGUCGUCAUCGAAAUGCAUAUAAACGUUGUCUAGGAAGCAGAUCUGAGCGCCAACUUUCUGUGCAAAAAGAGCUUGAUUUUGACUGGCAAAGACUACCAGCUCGGAAUUUAGCUAGAGAUGAUCGAGUUAUUGGCGACAAUGGCAAAACGGCGCGUUCACCAUUUAUCGAGGAGAACAUUGUUGAAUUUGUUAGAUCCUUAGAACCAUACCAAAAAUGUUGCUUUAAUUUUCCCGAGGGUGUCGGUGAUAAAUUGCUUCUGAGACUGUAUGCCUAUAAAAUAGGUCUGCGAGACGUGGCCUUGAUAAAAAAGAGAGCAAUUCAGUUUGGAUCCAGAAUUGCAAAUAAAAAGGAGAAUGCUUCAGCUCAGUCUGAACACCUUAAAUUUUAUAUUUAAACUCCUUAUUCUAUAAAUUAUUUUAAUAAAAUUACACUACUUGUCUCGAUUUCCUCGAAUCAA